UGCUACGUGAUCGUGAUGUGCGCCGUCGUGUACUCGGGGGAUAAGAUGGCGACGGUGGCGGCGGCGGGGGCGGGGCUCGGGGCAGAUAUGGUGCUGUAUGUGUUGUGCAGGUUCCGUGUGCUGCCGGAGGCCGUGAUGCGCCACGCCGUGCCCUUCACGCUGUGGAUCCUCAUCACGCUGCACCUGCUCUUUUACGUGGGAUUUAACUUCGCCGGGUUUAACGAGGCGAGCGACGCAGUCGGGUGGCAGACAUUCUUCACCUUCUCGCUGUUCCUCACCAUGCCGCUGCCGCUCACACACAUCCUCGUACUGACGGCCAUCACAUGCAGCGUACACACGGCCCUGCUCGCCGUCGUCAUCUCACUGAGGGGGCAGGUGAACCUACAGGGCACCGUACUGGUCCGACAGCUGGUGGCUAACGUGAUGCUGUACCUGGGUGCUGUGGUUGUGGGUGUGAUGUCAUAUUUCAUGGCUGAUCGUAAAUAUCGCACAGCGUUUCUGGAAGCCAAACAGUCGCUGGAGGUUCGACUCACACUGGAGGAACAGAGCCAACAACAGGAGGAGCUGUUGUUGUCCAUUUUGCCGAAGCACAUUGCUGAUGAGAUGCUGCAGGGAAUGAAGAACGAAGCGAAUCAGAAAUCAGAGGCUCAACAAUUCAACACCAUGUACAUGUACCGACACGAGAACGUCAGUAUCCUCUUUGCUGAUAUUGUAGGUUUUACUCAGUUGUCAUCGGCCUGCAGCGCUCAAGAACUCGUCAAGCUGCUUAACGAACUCUUCGCCCGCUUCGACAAAUUAGCUGCUCAACACCAUCAGUUGCGUAUUAAGAUCCUGGGUGAUUGUUAUUACUGUAUCUGUGGAUUACCGGACUACCGUGAAGAUCAUGCAGCCUGUUCCAUCAUGAUGGGCCUCGCCAUGGUGAAGGCCAUCUCGUACGUGCGUGAGAAGACUCAGACAGAGGUGGACAUGCGUGUCGGUGUGCACACUGGGACAGUUCUGGGCGGAGUUUUAGGACAGAAACGGUGGCAGUUUGAUGUCUGGUCCACUGACGUCACCGUCGCUAACAAAAUGGAGUCCGGCGGAAUCCCAGGGCGUGUACACAUCUCCCAGUCAACGAUGGACUGUCUGCACGGAGAGUUUGAGCUGGAGCCGGGGAACGGAGGAGAACGUUGCGAGUACCUGAUGGAGAAAGGUAUCGACACCUACCUGGUGCUUGUUCCCAAGGAAACACACACAGUGGGCAGAGUCAGUAAUGGAUGGACGGGCGGCGUGCUGACCAAUGGGAACUCUGCUCCCCUCAUCGCCACCACAGAGACCACGGGCAGUGUGUGUUCCAUCCGUGGUGUUGCUAAUGACAUGGGCGAGGAAAACACACAGAAGCUGCAGUUGAGCGGUCUGGCGGAUGGAGAGAUGGAGAACCAACAGGAACUGAACAGACUGCUGAGCAAAGUGCUACUGGACAGAGAGUCGGAGAAGACGAUGAAGGAGAAGAGCACCACCGCUCUGUCUCUGCACUUCAUCGAUUCCGAUCUUGAGUCUCGUUACUCAGCAGAGAAAGAACGUCAGACUGGUGUUGCGUUCAGCUGCAGCUGCAUCGUUCUUCUCUUCACCUCCGCCAUGGAAGUGCUCAUCGAUCCUCAGCUGACGGUAAACUAUGUAACAUUGGUGGUGGGCGAAGUGCUGCUCGUCAUCCUCACCGUCUGCUCACUGGCAGCCAUUUUCCCACGACUGUUCUCAGAGAAGCUGGUGUCAUUCUCGAUGUGGAUCGAUCGGACACGCUGGGCGAGGAACACUUGGGCGAUGGCGGCCAUCUUUGUUCUAGCCAUGGCUGAGGUGGCUGACAUGCUGAGCUGUGUUCAGCCCUCUGUCAUUCUAUUCAACACCACUUCGGGAUUAACGCUGAAGUCUCUGGGUGAAGGCGGUUGUGCUGAAAACCCCCAACACUACAGCUUCAUGGCCGUUCUGUCGCUCGUGGCAACCAUGAUGCUCGUUCAGGUCAGUCACCUCGUUAAGCUUGCGCUAAUGGCACUCAUCACCGUGGCAACCGCCAUAGUGGACAUCUACAGCUGGAGUACCAUUUAUGAAAUCUAUGACAUCCUACGCUUCAUGAACUACAGGUAUGACCUGGUUCCUUCCAAAUACCUGAUGACGGUGAUGAUCAUUGUGAUGAUGAUUAGCUUCUACUACUUUGCUCGGCAUGUGGAGCGUCAGUCUCGUAAGUUGUUUCUGUGGAAGAUUGAGGUUCAUGAUCAGAAGGAGAGAGUGUAUGAGAUGAGGACGUAUAACGAGGCUCUGGUCACUAACAUGCUGCCAGAACAUGUGGCAAAACACUUUCUGGGCUCCAAGAAACGAGAUGAGGAGCUGUACAGUCAGUCGUACGAUGAGAUCGGUGUGAUGUUUGCGUCCAUCCCGAAUUUCUCGGAUUUCUACACAGAGGAGAGCAUCAACAACGGCGGCAUCGAGUGUCUGCGCAUCCUUAAUGAGAUCAUCUCCGACUUCGACAGCCUGCUGGACUGGCCUCAGUUUCUCUGCAUCACUAAAAUAAAGACAAUCGGCAGCACGUACAUGGCGGCUUCAGGAGUGACGCCGGAGAGCAACACGAACGGCUACAGCAGCCGGAAGAAGGAGGAUCAGUGUAUUCUGGAGCGCUGGCAGCAUUUAGCUGAUUUGGCAGAUUUCGCUCUGGCGAUGAAAGUCACACUGAACAACCUCAACAAACAGAGCUUCAACAGCUUCAUGCUGCGUAUCGGAUUGAACAUGGGUGGUGUGUUAGCCGGUGUGAUCGGAGCGCGGAAGCCUCACUAUGAUAUUUGGGGAAACACUGUGAACGUGGCCAGUCGUAUGGAGUCCACAGGAGUUAUGGGUAAUAUCCAGGUGGUAGAGGACUGCUAUAAGAUCCUGAGGGAGUACGGGUUCCGCUUCAUACGCAGAGGUCCGAUCUACGUGAAGGGAAAAGGAGAACUGCUCACCUACUUCAUGAAGGGAAAAGACAAGCCGCCGCCCACAAAUGGCACCACCCUCAUCCCGCCCCUCCCCCACCAAAUACCCACCCACAGCUGAACACACAAACACACACACACAUGUCCUGAUGACGCCCAGUGUGGUCCAGAUGCAGAGGGACAAAUAUGUUACCGGUCAAAGGGGGCGGGGCUUAAUGUAGAUCUGCUCAGCGAAUCAGGAACUUCAAAUAUGAAUAGUUUAUUUACCGUUAGCUAGCAUUAGCACUGAGCAGUAUAUAGUUAGCUUGUUAGCUUAGCUAACUCUGCGAAACCAUUAUAUAUAAAUAACGGCAAUAUUUUACGCUA
This is a messenger RNA of Ictalurus furcatus (blue catfish), 3305 nucleotides long. Its product is annotated as adenylate cyclase type 3-like. Gene Ontology annotation, cellular component: plasma membrane. The transcript is spliced from 20 exons. The coding region runs from base 16 to 3060 and encodes 1014 amino acids. NCBI's taxonomy places the organism in Eukaryota, Metazoa, Chordata, Actinopteri, Siluriformes, Ictaluridae. Gene Ontology annotation, molecular function: adenylate cyclase activity. Gene Ontology annotation, biological process: cAMP biosynthetic process; adenylate cyclase-activating G protein-coupled receptor signaling pathway; intracellular signal transduction. The record is from RefSeq and is a predicted model, not a curated record.